Leptomonas pyrrhocoris is the source of this 3051-nucleotide messenger RNA. Its product is annotated as beta-fructosidase-like proteininvertase-like proteinsucrose hydrolase-like protein. Lineage: Eukaryota; Euglenozoa; Kinetoplastea; Trypanosomatida; Trypanosomatidae. The transcript has a single exon. The record is from RefSeq and is a predicted model, not a curated record. Bases 1354 to 3051 code for a protein of 565 amino acids. Gene Ontology annotation, biological process: carbohydrate metabolic process. Gene Ontology annotation, molecular function: hydrolase activity, hydrolyzing O-glycosyl compounds.
AGAUGCACACCCGAACGUGAAUUAGCGCCGACAACAAGAGAUUACACGAAAAAAGAAAUAACACACGUAUUACUGUUACUGUUAUUUGUCAUCAUUUCGCGUUGACGUCCUUCUUCUGGUAGUGCCCUUCUACCCCCGGAAAAAUAUAUAAAUAUAUAUGUAUGCGCACAUGUGUGUGGUUUGAACCAUUCACGUGUUGCAUAGAAACCGAAGAAACUGUUGUUUCCCCUUCUCUUUUUUCCAACUGUGUAUACAUACGCACCCCCAUUACUUUCCCCGAAAGAAAUUGGUUUUCCUGAGUCCCGCCUUCAUAUUCACCUUUGCCGUGCACUUAUGUGUGUGAUCUUCCGCAAAGGGGCCAGGUGAAGAAACACAACUUUUGUUCUUGUGGUGUGUGUGUGUGUGUGUGAUUCCCCUUUGGUGAAGCUGACAUACGCGUACACGUAUCUUUUCCUCUUCCGUUGGUUUUGAUUUUUGUUUGUUUGUUUUACUGCCUUUACCGAGCAGGCAGCGUAGCUUGAUAUAUAUAUAUAUAUAUAUUGGUCUUCUUCUCGCCUCUGCCUAUUGGAGCUGAGAACAGUUGUUUUUCCUGCUUUCAGUGGAAGACGAAUACGGAACAGCGCAACCGUUGUCAUAUUGAUAUCUAAGUUGAUAUACACAAACAGCCAAACAAAACACACACAAAAACCUUUUUUUCUCCUUUCCUGCUAUUCUCGGACAAUACAACCCAAGUGAAGGGGGAGUAGAAAGAAAACAAAAAAAAAUACAAGCAAAGUAAAAGGAACAAGGAACAAACCCUCAUCACCUUUGCGAAAAGAAGAGAACCACACGAAGAACAGUAAACAAGAGAGUCCUUUUUCAUUUAUUGCUGCAACUUAACUCACGAGCCUCGUUGUCUACAGUUUGGGUACGCUGCAACACCCAUCUUUUCAUAUUUUGCAUGAACAGCCGAUUUCACAUCCUCAACAACGUUGAAAGAACAAAAUACAGUUACCUUAUCCAUUUUUUUCUUCUUUGGGUUUCUUCGUUUACGCGUUGCUUUUUCUAUCUUUGUCAAGCAACAUCCGACUCGAACCUUCGGGGGUUAAGCAAGAAAUACAAAAAGCGAAAGGACGAAAGGACGUUCUCUUUUUCUCCGUUUCCAGCUUAAAAACAAAAACAAACAGCUGCGGCCCGACGCUACCACAACUACGAAGCAAUUUCCCUUUGUCUUUUCGUGCAGCUGCUCAACAGCCAAUAUUGCCUAUCUUUUGUUUUUGCUCUCCGUCUAUCAAGGUAGUUGCCGCCUUUUCUUUCUCUUCUUUCUUUACCGUCAUCAUCAGCUAGAGAAAGUGCAGGAGAGGCAGAGGCGAGAUGCACUUCACUUCCGAAUCUGCAGCGACCGCGAUGGACGAGCGCAGCAAGCAGCAGCAGCAGCAGGAGCAGCCGGUGCAGCUCACCCAUGCCGACCGCAUCGCGCAAGCCACCCACACCCAGGACAAGGCGUGGAGUGUGAUGAACAAGCAGUGGUACCCCGACUACCACAUCGCCUCUUACGCGGGCUGGAUGGGCGUCCCUGGCGGCCUGUGCUACCACAAAGGCGUCUACCAUGUCUUUUAUCAGCACAACCCGUACAGCGAAAACUGGGGCCCGAUGCACUGGGGUCACCUGACGAGCGAGGAUCUCGUGCACUGGCAGCACCAGCCGAUCGCCCUCGCGCCUGGCGACUCCUUCGAUCGCGACGGAUGCUUCUCCGGCUCCGCGGUGAGCUUCAAUGAUAAACUAUACCUUUUCUACACGGGGCACUCCUGGCUGACCGAAGAGGAGAAAGCAGCCUUGUACGGCAGCAGCAGCGCCACGGACGAGAACUCCUCCUUUUACCAGCAGCAGUGCGUGGCGGUGAGCAGCGAUGGCAUUCACUUUGAGAAGCUCGGUGCGGUGGUGCGACCCUCGCCGGGCUACGUCCACUUCCGGGAUCCGAAGGUAACGUUCCGGGAGGGCCGUUGGUGGAUGGUGUGCGGCGCGCGUGACUCCGCGAAGGACCUCGGCCAGCUCCUGCUCUUCACCUCGGACGAUUUGGAGCACUGGGAUGACUCGGCGUGGCAGGUUCUGGCGGUCACAGAGGACAAGAACGUGUUCAUGUGGGAGUGCCCGGAUCUGUUCCGUCUUGAGCAGUCCGAUGUGAUGCUCUUCUCCCCACAGGGCAAGCGCAAGGUGGGCUACGUGAACCGCAACCGUUUCCAGAGUGGGUACAUGCUGGGUGCGUGGAACACGUCCAUAGCGACAAGCGCGCUGGCGACGAUCGCACAGAAGAGUGCGGCUGCACCGCCCAGUCGCGGUGCGCGUCGCCUCAUCGGCCCGUGCCGGCUGACCGAAUUCAACGUUGCGCAGCGCUUCCGCGAGAUCGACCGGGGUCACGACUUCUAUGCUCCGCAGACCUUCGCCACCGUCGAUGGACGUCGCAUCAUCGUGGGCUGGCUAGACAUGUGGGAGAGCCCGAUGCCAACGCGCGAGCACGGCUGGAGCGGGUGUCUGACGCUGCCGCGAGAGCUGGUGCUGGAUCCCUUUACGGGCAGCAUUCGCAUGAUCCCCCCGCGGGAGCUGCUGCAGCUGCGCUGUGCGCAGGCUACCAUCCCCCCGCAGCGCAUCAGCGAGAGCACUGACAUGCUGCUCGUGGAGGACUGCACGGCGUACGAGUUGGAGGUGACGUUUAAUCGACAGACGAGCACGGCGGAGAAGUACGGCCUCUGGCUGGGCGCUGGAGUGGAGUUGUUUGUCGACACGCAGUCCAACCGCCUUGUCUUGAACCGACACUACCCGCAGUACAUGCUGAGCGGCUACCGCUCGUGCGACUUGCCGGAGAGUGUGCUGCUGCGCCUGCACGUGUACGUGGAUCGCUCGUCGAUUGAGGUAUUCGUCAACAACGGCGAGGAGGUGUUUUCCUCUCGCAUCUUUCCGAGCGAGGGCGACCGCACGCUGCGUCUUUUCUCAAUGAACGGGAGCACGGAUAUGGUGAGCGGGAACAUGUGGAAGCUGAAGGCGACGAUAGAGCACGAGAGAGAAGCGGGAUGA